AUGUCAAGCAACGGCGGUGACGACAAGAGUAGCAGCACCUCACCAUCAAUCCCAGCAUCAGCCCCAGUCGGUGGGCUAACGUUCACAGAGCCACCGCAAACGAAGACGAGUUAUUACAAAGUAGCACCAGACAACGCAAUAACGUUUGGAUGGAAUUUGACUUCUCUUUAUAGCACACCAGACAGCUUGACAUUUGAUGCUGUGCACACGGAUUCAGAUAAUACAUAUACUAUGGGUUCUGUAGGAGGUGGAGAAUCCACGUUCGAAUGGGAUCCUUAUAAAUACCACACUGAGAAUAACUCACCGCCACUCGUUUACGAGACAUACCAGCUUAGAGUUUAUGACAAGAAUGGUCCUAGUGCUGCACCCGCACCUGGCACUUUCAUGCCAAACACCAAUAUCAGAUUCGCGCUAUACAAACCACAGUCGUACACACCUUUAGAUGAAUGGGUCUGCCCUAAUUGCUCCUCCGCCGUUAGAAGCUUACCUCUCGCAAGCGUCGCUUGGGUCGUCACACUCUCACUCGUUCUCUUCUCCGGUUACUCGGUUUUGAGAGGCGUAGGCGGCGGAGCUGGUGGUAGACGCUAG
Messenger RNA from Wallemia ichthyophaga EXF-994, 588 nucleotides. RefSeq lists its product as uncharacterized. The record is from RefSeq and is a predicted model, not a curated record. Bases 1 to 588 code for a protein of 195 amino acids. The transcript is spliced from 3 exons. NCBI's taxonomy places the organism in Eukaryota, Fungi, Basidiomycota, Wallemiomycetes, Wallemiales, Wallemiaceae.